GAUGGCGAGGAUGCCGCCCUAGGCGAGAGGGGGGAUUCCGUUUUGAUUUUGAUCCCUCUAGCUCCCCGUAGUUCUCAAGAUGGCGGCGGCCGGGGAUGUGCCUGUGCGGGUCUGUAACCAGGAGAUUGUCAAAUUCGACUUGGAGAUUAAAGCGACGGUGCAGGAUAUCAGUGAUUGUCAAGGGCCCUUAAGUGUGCUUACAGAAUUAAAUGCCAGAGUAAAGGAAAAGUUUCAACAUUUACGUCUCAGAAUACAGGAGCUCGAGCAGAUGGCUAAGGAACGAGAUAAAGAAUCAGAAAAACAAGCCUUACUCCAAGAAGUAGAGAACCAUAAAAAACAAAUGCUCAGCAAUCAGACAGCUUGGAGAAAGGCUAAUCUAGCUUGCAAAAUUGCUAUAGACAACUCUGAGAAAGAUGAACUGCUGCCAGGAGGAGACCCAUUAAGACAAAGAAAAACCACAAAGGAAAGCCUGGCAGAGAAUGCAAGUACAAUUACAGAGAACCUGAUGGGCAUUAGCAGGAUGAUGUCUCAGCAGGUCAAGCAGAGUGAGGAGACCAUGCAAACACUAGCCAAUUCUUCACGAACCAUCCUGGAUGCGAAUGAUGAAUUUAAGUCCAUGUCGGGGACAAUACAGUUGGGGCGAAAGCUCAUUACAAAGUACAACCGCAGAGAACUGACUGAUAAGCUGCUCAUUUUUCUUGCCCUGGCCUUAUUUUUGGCCACUGUGCUCUACAUCCUGAAAAAGAGACUCUUUCCAUUUUUGUAAAAGUCCAAAGCACAUGGAUUACCAAAUAUUAUGAAAGACCAGAAAGGGAGAUGGGAUAAUAAUAAUGAAGUUCAGUGUAACCGGGAUCAAGCACUGUUCUAGCUGAAAGAGGGUUAGAGCAGACAGGUCUUUAUAUUGUAUAAAUGGAGUAUGAUACUGGCUAAGAUGUCAAGUGAGCUUGCUCACACAUGUAGGGGCAGGAGGAGAAAGAAUGAGGUGGACAGAAGCAACACCCUUUUCUCUGCUGGGUUGGGGAAACAGAGAAGCACUUGGUGAUCCAGACAGGUGCUAGUCUUAAUUUUCAACCCUUCUCCCAUCUCUGCAUUAAAUGACCUGUCACUUAACGAUCUGAUCAGGAGGUGCCUUAUCAGCUGUAUGUAAGAGGUUGAGAAUUAAGCUGAGGAACAUGAGAAGAGAAAAGAGGAUGGAUGCAAAUAAACAAAAAAACCCAAACUUAGAUACAUUCCUUUAAUAAACUAUUUAUAGUG
Molecule: messenger RNA, 1254 nt
Organism: Mauremys mutica (yellowpond turtle)
Lineage: Eukaryota; Metazoa; Chordata; Testudines; Geoemydidae
Gene: BNIP1
Product: BCL2 interacting protein 1
Exons: 6
Coding region: 80-766 (228 amino acids)
Biological process (GO): retrograde vesicle-mediated transport, Golgi to endoplasmic reticulum
Cellular component (GO): endoplasmic reticulum; SNARE complex
Molecular function (GO): SNAP receptor activity
Source: RefSeq, a predicted model, not a curated record